AUGCAGCUCUCACUCCUCGCCAGUACCGUCCUAUACACAGCCGCCACCGCUUGGCCCCAUUAUUCAGAGCCAAAGGACCAUGAGUAUCAGGCUCCCAAAGGCGACGAUCGCCGAUCCCCAUGCCCGGGUUUGAACGUGAUGGCGAACCACGGAUUCCUCCCUCGAUCCGGGAAAGAAAUAACCCUUGAACACAUUCGCUACGCAACCGGGGCAGCUUUCAACUUUGCUCCCGGUGUCUUCGACUCUGCCGUGACGGAUGUUUUAGGGAACGGCAUCUCUACGACAAACACUCCCAACUCCACGUUCAACCUGGAUGAUCUAGUCUCGCCCAAAGCGCACGGCAUCGUCGAGGUCGACGGCUCGCUCUCCCGCAGCGACCUGGCUCUCGGCGACAACCUCCACUACAACCAAGAGAUCUGGGACGCCGUGGCCGAGAACCUUGGGCUCAACCGCAUCUGCAAGGGCGACAAGAUCGUGACUGUCGAGACCGCGGCGAAAGCACACGCCGCCCGGCAGGUUGUGGCAAAGGCGGCGAACAAGGACUUCGAUGCCUCCGAGCUCCAGUCAACGGUAACACUCGGCACGACAGCCUUGUAUCUUCUUACUCUGUGGGAUGGUGCGAGGAACGGUGCUCCAAAGACAUGGGUUAAGACGUUUUUCGAGCACGAGCGCAUCCCGUACAAGGAAGGGUUCCAGAAGCCUACAAAGGCCAAGACUGGCGAGGAUCUUGGCAAAAUGUUUCAGGCCGUCAGCGCGCUGAUAUUCAGCCAAUUUAUUUGGAAACUUGAACGGGUAUAUUCAUUCCUACACGAGCAUCAACAUAAUACACCAAGUCUUGAACUGGGACCUUCCUGGGACAAAAUUGAGCGUUUUGCCGCUUCGGGCACUGGCGACGCUCUCAAGGUAGUCCAGCUUCUGCAGCAGAACCCCAAUAUGAUGAUGGACCGUUUCGGCAAACGCCAUGAAGCGAACUUUGUCCUGGCGUUGCCAUCGCGAAGUAGGAUUUUUAGCAGAGAGGAACGACUGGAUGCGGGCGAGAUAUCCGUCACGUGCAGAGCCGGUCGUAGGGGCGGAGGAAGAGGGAGCCAGCUCGUAGUGCUGUGCCAAGUUUGCGAUGGUCUCUUCGAAGAUGCUCACGAUGGAUUCGAGAAUGCCUUGGGUGCUCUCAUGGAAAUCGCGGUCCAGGAGAUAGCCAUCCGAGCUGGGGGACAGCUGGGCCUUCUUGGGCCCGUCGAGGCCUAUGCCAUGACCCCAUUGCUCGAGCCGCUGGUGCUCUGUCGAGAUGCGCGCCUGGAGGGCCUUUUGAUCGUAGUUAUUCAGACGCCAUUCAUGGCCGACCGACCUCAUGAUAUCCUUGCACCGGUCGUAGGCAGAGACAAGCGCGACGAGUGGCGAGCUGGGAUCCGCGGGUUGGCUGGGAGCCAUUUGAUGGAUGUUUUGUUGAAGAUGAAGCCUCUCGGGCCUCUGCAGGAGGGGAUUUAG
Messenger RNA from Clonostachys rhizophaga, 1482 nucleotides. NCBI's taxonomy places the organism in Eukaryota, Fungi, Ascomycota, Sordariomycetes, Hypocreales, Bionectriaceae. The record is from the annotation of a GenBank genome assembly.